CGGAACAGCUUCCUUAAUUUGUAGCUCAGUGGAGACCUGACAAGCGACCAUGUCGUACAUGGAUACUCUGCGUCAGUGGGAUGAAGCCAUAAGUUAUGCUGACAAACAGGAUUUCUCAAACGCACUCCAGAUUUUUUUGUCUAUUCAAGAGCCAAACUCCAAAAUCUAUUUUGAUAUUGGUUGCCUGCUUCUUCUUAAGCAAGAUCUGGAGGCUGCUGAAAAGGCAUUCGAUGACAGUAUACGCAAGGAUGAACAUUUGGCUGUUGCCUUCUUUCAAAGAGGAAUCACUUUUUACAGGAAGGAGAGGUAUGAGGAGGCUUCAUCUGAUUUCCAUCAUGCAUUCAAAGCUUUAAGAGGGAACCAGCUCAUAGAUUACAAAGCACUGGGUCUCAGAUACAAGUUAUAUGCAUGUGAGGUUCUCCACAACAUGGCUCUGAGUGAGGCUCAGCUGGGCCACUGGCUGAAGGCUCAAGAACACCUCGUGAAGGCUCUCGACUAUAAGACUGAAGCCAAACUCAGCAUCAUCGACAAAGCUCUGCAAUCCACUCUGAAACAAAAACUUUUCAAACCAGUUGUGUUUCCAUCAAAUGUGCUGUUUAUACCAAAUAAGCACUAUGUUGCUGAGCUGGAGAAGAAGGACUACCUGGGCAAAGCAAAGGUCGUUGCUUCUGUGGUUCCUCAAGAUGAAUUUUCUGGCUUUGCUCCAUUGCAGCCACAGGUUCAAGAUGGUCCAGCAUGUCCUAAAGAACCUGAAGUUUUGAGGGCUUUGGAAGGAGAACCCCACACUGUCCUGUUUGAGUUUGUUCCUGAGACCAGUGACGAGUUGGCUGUAGUUCCUGGAAACAUUGUGUUUGUACUGCAGAAAGGUGCUGACAACUGGGCCUCGGUGAUCUUCAAUGAAAGACGAGGUCUUGUCCCUUACAAUUACCUGGAACGUUUGGAAAUCUCAUUAGCCUCCAAAAAGAAUUGGGGAAUAUCGGAGCCCCCAAGGCAAGAACCACCAAUCAGACCUCAGAGGAACCCAGGUGCAACUAUGAGAGACAACAGCAGGGAAGACACCACACAUAAGGACGUGCUGUGCACUGAUAAUUUAUGUGUUGUCAAAGUUCGUUUCACAUACAACUUUGCAUUUUCUAUAACACUUGGAUCUCCGUACGUUACACUGAUGGACACGAUCAGUAAGAAACUGAAACUCCCACCGACUUCCAUCUCACUGAGUUUGACACCCCAGGUAAACGGGCACAGCGUAAUUGACACAGACACAGAAAUGAACAAUGUGUGGAGUCAAGCCAAAGGUGGCCGCAUCACUCUGUGGUGUAAGGAGCAAACCGAUGUGGAGCCACACGACAAUAUUCAUUUUGUGGCGCUUCAUUCUUAUGAGUCACCAAAUCCUGAAGAUCUGAAUUUUAGUGAAGGGGACACCAUCGUACUUCUGUCUCGAGUUAACCAGGACUGGCUGGAAGGACAAUGCAAUGGACAUACUGGGAUAUUUCCUGCAUCGUUUGUGGAAGAACUUCCUGUCAAUGGCCAGUAACUAAAACAUAA
This is a messenger RNA of Thalassophryne amazonica, 1545 nucleotides long. RefSeq names its product neutrophil cytosolic factor 2 (gene ncf2). The coding region runs from base 50 to 1534 and encodes 494 amino acids. The transcript is spliced from 15 exons. Gene Ontology annotation, biological process: superoxide anion generation. Gene Ontology annotation, molecular function: superoxide-generating NADPH oxidase activator activity; protein binding. The record is from RefSeq and is a predicted model, not a curated record. Lineage: Eukaryota; Metazoa; Chordata; Actinopteri; Batrachoidiformes; Batrachoididae.